Molecule: messenger RNA, 417 nt
Organism: Kwoniella botswanensis
Lineage: Eukaryota; Fungi; Basidiomycota; Tremellomycetes; Tremellales; Cryptococcaceae
Product: histone H3
Exons: 3
Coding region: 1-417 (138 amino acids)
Cellular component (GO): nucleosome; nucleus
Molecular function (GO): structural constituent of chromatin; DNA binding; protein heterodimerization activity
Source: RefSeq, a predicted model, not a curated record
AUGGCCCGAACCAAGCAAACCGCUAGAAAAUCCACCGGUGGUAAAGCCCCAAGAAAGCAACUUGCUACCAAGGCUGCCCGAAAGCAAACCACCUCUGCCGCUGCCGGUGGUGUCAAGAAGCCCCACAGAUACAGACCUGGUACCGUCGCUCUCCGAGAAAUCAGAAGAUACCAAAAAUCCACUGAACUCUUGAUCCGAAAACUUCCUUUCCAACGAUUAGUUAGAGAAAUCGCUCAAGACUUCAAGACCGACUUGCGAUUCCAAUCUUCGGCCGUCUUGGCUUUACAAGAAGCUUCCGAAGCUUACCUCGUCUCCUUGUUCGAGGACACCAACUUGGCUGCCAUCCACGCCAAGAGAGUUACCAUCCAACCCAAGGAUCUCCAACUCGCCCGAAGACUCCGAGGUGAACGAUCAUAA